Molecule: messenger RNA, 2991 nt
Organism: Iphiclides podalirius (scarce swallowtail)
Lineage: Eukaryota; Metazoa; Arthropoda; Insecta; Lepidoptera; Papilionidae
Source: the annotation of a GenBank genome assembly
AUGGACGAGCGGGGGCCCCCCGAGGUGCCGCUGAUAGUGACCCCCCCGGGGGGCGCGGCGCUCACCACGUCGCGGCGCAUCAUGUCCGCGCGCGGCUCCCGCGACGAGCCCCCCUCGACCUGGCGCUCGUCGGUGCGUGUGCGCGACACCGGUUUCCGCGGCUCGCGCAAGAGCGUCGUACGCCUCGAACCGCCCUGUAACGGUCUCAACGGGCUGCCCGCCAUCGGCAAGGAGGUAUUAUCACUUGGCGCAACGGGGGGCCACAAGGGGACCACACAACCGUCCCAUCCCUGGACAAUCCUCCACCAUUCUCCUUAUAAGGCCGCUUGGGAUUGGUUGAUCCUUAUAUUGGUCAUCUACACCGCGAUAUUUACACCGUAUGUGGCUGCCUUCCAACUGAACGAGCCCGAUUUCGACAAAAGAUCGCGCAGCUUCGGAGAGGAUCCAAUAGUCGUUAUCGACAUGAUAGUGGACGUGACGUUCAUAAUCGACAUCCUUAUAAAUUUCCGUACGACAUACGUUAAUGCGGCGGAUGAAGUUGAAUCGGAUCCGGCGAAGAUCGCCAUGCACUACUUGCGCGGAUGGUUCAUCAUUGACCUGGUGGCUGCGAUACCCUUCGACCUUCUUCUCUUCGGCACCAACACCGAUGAACAGGGGCUGGAAAGUGAUGAGACCACGACUCUCAUCGGUUUGCUGAAAACAGCAAGGCUGUUGCGACUCGUGCGUGUCGCACGCAAAAUUGAUAGGUACUCGGAAUAUGGCACUGCCGUCCUACUCCUCCUUAUGGCCACAUUCGUCCUUUUUGCCCAUUGGCUUGCGUGUAUUUGGUACGCAAUCGGAAAUUGGGAGAGACCUCAACUACAAGCUCCUAUUGGCUGGUUGGAUGCUCUUGCAAAUGACGUACAAGCGACAUACUAUAACUCUACGGGUCCUUCAAUGAGGUCACGUUACAUCACAGCUCUAUAUUUUACUUGCACCUCUCUUACCAGUGUGGGUUUUGGUAACGUGGCGCCUAACACCGAUAUGGAAAAAGGAUUUACGAUAUUUGUUAUGCUUCUUGGAUCGCUUAUGUACGCUAGUAUAUUUGGUAAUGUGUCUGCGAUAAUACAACGCCUUUACUCGGGCACUGCUCGUUAUCAUACGCAGAUAUUGAGAGUGCGUGAAUUUAUAAGAUUUCAUCAGAUCGCAAAUCCCUUACGGCAAAGAUUGGAGGAGUAUUUUCAACACGCUUGGAGCUAUACCAAUGGAAUUGAUACUUCUAGUGUACUGAAAGGUUUCCCGGAGUGCCUUCAGGCUGACAUCUGUUUGCAUUUAAAUCGAAACUUGUUAGCAAAUUGUGCUGCAUUUGAAGGUGCCAGCCCAGGUUGCUUGAGGGCCCUUUCGUUAAGAUUUAAAACUACACACGCACCACCUGGAGAAACCCUGGUCCACCGUGGAGAUGUUUUAACAUCAUUAUAUUUUAUUUCAAGAGGAUCAAUCGAAAUUUUAAAAGACGACAUUGUCAUGGCCAUAUUAGGAAAGGACGACAUCUUUGGCGAAAAUCCUUGCGUCUACUCGAGCGUGGGACGGAGUAACUGUCGUGUUCGCGCCCUAACAUACUGCGACUUGCACAGAGUGCAUCGUGACGACUUGUUGGACGUCCUCGACAUCUACCCAGAGUUCCGCUCCACGUUCGUCAACAACUUGGAGAUCACGUACAACAUGAGAGACGAGGAGCUGGGUGGUAUUGAGCCUCGACGCCGAAUGCGAUACGAAAAUCCUUACGACGCGCGUCUCCUGCGUGAAGCCUACGCACGCAAUGCGCGUCGCCAUCACGCAGAAACUUUUGCUGAUAAGGACUCGCAGUGCAGCGAUGAAGACACAGAGUCACCAGCCAGUCGAGGCAUUCUCGAAUUUUCGGCGGACAAAGCUGGACAAGACGUCACACCUCUCAACUUUAACUUCAGCAAACAGCGUUCCACGACUCUAAAUUCUAUAACGGGCAUGCUAGCGCAACUUAAACGGAGCUUCCCAGACCUCUACCACCAUAAAACGCAUCAGCCGCUACACAACAAAUACUCGCAAUCAACACCGCAAACGUAUCGCGGCCGUGCCAGCGUGCGACGCCAGUCGUCAGUAGGGCCUCUGAACGAUACCUCACCGCUGACGGGCGGCGCAGCUGCCGACGAGCCGGCCGUGAGCACGCCAGCGCACAGUGCAACACUGCCCGUUUCCAGUCUUAGCACGAACCCCAGCUCGUACUACACUAACGCGUCGCCGAGUCCCCCCGCGGCGCCGUCCGCCCCCGUCCACGUGUCAUGUGACGACAUACUAGCGCCAUCGAGUCAUCCGCCCGUGGCGCGCACUCCUUCCUGCCGGUCGGCACCACACUCCGCAAUUAAUCUACAACAAGCAGGUCGCCCCACUGCUCUACCAUUUUCUGCAGAAAAAGCCCAGAAUGGUACUAACGCACAGGAUGUAAUUUCCCCACAAUAUCAAAAUGUGGGUCCUGCCGCGACGGCUGCCUCUGUAGCCACCGUUUUGACGAAAGUAGAAGAGCUCAGUAGGCGGGUGGCGUCGCUUGAGAACGGCCUCACGGCCGACGUACGGCGGAUCUUGCAGCUGCUCCAGGCCCGCGAGCCGGCGUCGACACACAACCCGCAAGCGGCCCACACGCCUUCGCAACCACUACCGAAAGCGUCGCUUUCCGUGCCUCAGGGUGACAACCAGUGGGAGUGGAAUUGGAACGGGGAGCGGGAGCGCAACUCGGCGCGACAGGGGCGGGGAGAGCGCGCGCCGGGCGUGCAGCGCUCGGCGUCGGAGCCGCACGCGCCCGUGCCGCCGGCGCUGCCGCCGCCGCCGCACUCGCACUCUUUCUACAGCGGCUCGUCGAGCCCGCCGGAGCCGCCCGCGUCCGCCACCAGCGGCACGCGCGCCCCCGCGCCGCGCGCUCGCUUCCACUUCUGCCGGCGCAUCGCGCGCGUCCCUCACCCACACGCGCGCACCUUCCUG